AUUAACAAAAACAAAAGAAAGAAAAAAAAAAUCAUUUUUAUGUUUUUUUUAUUUUUUUCUUUAAUACUAAAGACAAUUUAGUAAUGUCAAAACCCAUUGUUCUCAUUACAGGCUGCUCUCAAGGUGGCAUUGGUUAUGCACUUGCCAAAAAGUUUGCUCAAGAAGGAAAUCAUGUUAUUGCUACAGCUCGACGUAUUGAAGCUAUGGAAGGAUUAGAAGCCUUUGGAUGUGAUAAAGAAGUUUUAGAUGUGCUUGAUAAAGACUCGAUUGAAACUACCAUUCAGAAAAUCAUUGAUAAUUUUGGACAUAUUGAUAUUUUGGUUAAUAAUGCAGGCGCACCAGCGGUAGGAGCCUUAAUGGAUAUUGAUUUGGAGACUGCACACAGAUGCAUUAAUACAAAUGUAUUUGGUGUAUUGUUGGUAACAAGAUCUGUUGCAAAACAUAUGGCAAAGAAAGGAAAGGGUAAAAUUGUAAAUAUUGGAUCUGUUGUAGGCUAUGUUUCUACACCUUGGGCAGGGACCUAUGCUCUGUCCAAAGCUGCUGUCCAUUCUAUGUCUGAUACUUUACGAUUGGAAUUAAAGCCAUUUGGUAUUCAAGUGACUGUAGUUGCACCAGGGGCUAUUAUUUCUAAUAUUGGAGAUGCUGGAAAAAGAUCUGUAACUGUUCCUGAAGAUUCACUUUAUAGUUCUGUAGCCAACUAUAUCAUAGCUCGUGCCACCUUAUCUCAGGGACCAAACUCUACGCCUACUGAUGUAUUUGCUUCACAUGUUGUUAAGAAAAUUCUUCGACCUAUAUCCCCUAGUUACAUUACAUUUGGAGCCACAUCAUGGCUAUUUCUUCUCUUUUAUUAUCUUCCUUUUUUCAUUAAGGAUUUCUUGUUCUAUAAACGUUUUGGUGUAGAUCAAAUCAAGAAGAAGCAUGAAUAAUAUAUCCAUUUAUCAAAUGGGAAAUAAACAAAUGAGACUCUAUUCUAUAAAUAUAAUGUAAUAGGACUUUACAUUUGUAUAUAAAGAAGUAUCAACCUACAUUCAUUUAAUAAUAUACAUCUAUUUAUUUAUUUAUUUAUUUGUACCUGAAAAAAAAAAAGAUGAAAGCAAUCUGACGCAACAUUCUGAAAUGACAACAGUCUUUUACUGUGGUACUCGAUAUUUAUCUCAAAGGGAAAUUCCUGUUUAUUAUAAAGCACUGACGAUAUGUAAGUGAAUAAAAUAGAAUUGUCUUGUUGUAAAGUUAUACAAAAGUGCUUCAACAUGAUUGCUACAAAAACAUUACACAAAAUGUAACCCAUGCAGCCUUUUCAUUUUAUGACGAGAAAAAAAAA
Molecule: messenger RNA, 1321 nt
Organism: Cokeromyces recurvatus
Lineage: Eukaryota; Fungi; Mucoromycota; Mucoromycetes; Mucorales; Mucoraceae
Exons: 10
Coding region: 84-926 (280 amino acids)
Cellular component (GO): endoplasmic reticulum
Source: RefSeq, a predicted model, not a curated record